Molecule: messenger RNA, 953 nt
Organism: Coccinella septempunctata (seven-spotted ladybird)
Lineage: Eukaryota; Metazoa; Arthropoda; Insecta; Coleoptera; Coccinellidae
Exons: 3
Coding region: 73-786 (237 amino acids)
Source: RefSeq, a predicted model, not a curated record
UCUAUAUAAUCCACAGUUCUGGCCAGAAAAUGUGGGAAUAGGAAGAUUUAAUAUGCAAUUAUACAAGAAAAGAUGUCCAGAAAAUUCUUUUUUUUAGGAAAUAGAAACCUAAAAUUAGAGAAAAGAUUUCAAGAAAAAGGAAAACAUAAUGAAACAAAUAUACUACAUAUUGGCACUCAGAAACCAUCGAAACCAUCUUUUGCGAUUAUCCACCAGAAUAUUCAGUCAAUAGGAAAUGCAGUUGACCAAUUAGAAGUGUUCCUCCAAGACCAUAAAGAAUGUGAAGUGCUAUGUUUGAGUGAACAUUGGAAAACAGGAGAACAACUGAUGAAUUACUCAAUAGCAAACUACAACCUGUUAAGCUCUUUCUGCAGAGGAGAAAAAAUACAUGGUGGAAGCGCCAUAUAUGUAGGAAAGAACAUGAAGAACUUCCAAAAUAGGGAAAAAAUAGUACAAAUGUCGGAAAUAGGGCACAUUGAAUGCGCUGCAAUUGAAGACCACAGUGCACAACAAAUAAAUAUAUGGAAGAAUGAAGUAGACAAAUACAACAUAUACAGAAGACAUUUCACAUCCCAAAACAGGAAGGUAUUCAGAGAAAAGUUGGAAAGUUGUUGUUGGAGUGAAAUAUAUACCAUAGAAGAAGAAAAUGUAAACAGACAGUGGAUGACGUUCUACUCAAAGUUUCUCAAAUUGUUCAAUGAGACAUUCCCCAAGAAAAAAUCAAGGAUUAGAAGGAAAACCUAUAUCAACAGAAACCAUCCUGAAAUCAAAAAUGCAGCAUACUAAGUAAGAACCAACAUGGAUUCAUCAAAGGCAAAUCGACAAAUACAGCCAUUUUCCAAUUCAUCAGGAAAAUAGUGGAAACUCUGGAGGAGAAAGUUAACAUCUUUGGACUAUUUCUGGAUCUCUCAAAGGCAUAUGAUAGCGUCGAUCACGAGAUACUGCUGGAAAUA